This is a messenger RNA of Lytechinus pictus (painted urchin), 2752 nucleotides long. Its product is annotated as SRA stem-loop-interacting RNA-binding protein, mitochondrial-like. The transcript is spliced from 4 exons. Gene Ontology annotation, cellular component: nucleus; cytosol. NCBI's taxonomy places the organism in Eukaryota, Metazoa, Echinodermata, Echinoidea, Temnopleuroida, Toxopneustidae. Gene Ontology annotation, molecular function: mRNA 3'-UTR binding. The coding region runs from base 79 to 387 and encodes 102 amino acids. The record is from RefSeq and is a predicted model, not a curated record.
UAACACCAUAAUUUCGUGCAAUUUCAGAAUUCUGCGAACACGCUUCUCUAACGAUAAUUCGACUACAAAAUCCCCGAAAUGGCAUCAAGGAAAGGAUUUGAAGUGUUUGUUUCUAAAUUGCCAUGGACUGUCGGUGUGCAGGAGAUGCGAACCUAUUUUUCUCAAUUUGGACCUGUGAGGAAUUGCAGAAUAGCCUUUGAUGAUUCAACUGGUUUCUCUAAAGGGUUUGGUUUUGUUAGCUUUAGUAAUACAUCAGGAAUCCAAUCAGCUCUGAACAAAGAUCAACACAUACUGGAUGGACAAAAGGUGAAUGUGCAAGCCAAACAGAGCUCCUCACCAGCUGUGAAGAAAUUACAGAUAUCAGAUGUGAUGGAAAAUGGACAUUGAUACUUUCAGAUGGUUGGAUGCUCAUUUGAACAAUUAUGAGGAACUCGCUCAAAUAUUGAUGAGUAACUCGCUGAAAUAUUGAUGAGGAACUGGCUCACUCAAAUAUUGAUGAGUAACUCGCUCAAAUAUAGAAGAGUAAAUUGCUCAAAUAUUGAUGAGGAACUCACUCAAAUAUCGAUGAGUAUAAACUUAUUCACAGUUUUUUUUUUGUGAUUUUACAAACAGGCACAAACCUAAUUUUUGGUCAGAUAUUUGAAAUUGAGGUUUUUGCAUAUGAAAGUCCAUCAUUAACUCUAUUGAAUUACUUCAGAACAUAUUCAAAUUUCGUACAAAACGGCACAUACCCCUCUGAUUUUACGAACCGGCCUGAACCAUUGUUUCUGUACUAUAGCAGUCUAUGGAAUGACUCGCAGAGGUCAAUAACCUGACCUAGAUGUUGCGUGUAUGCAUUUAAUAAUUUUACGAACUGGCAGAAACGGUGGUUUAGCUAAAAACUCAGUAUUUAACAAUGCGCAUGAUUUUAUGAAAUGGCACAAACCUCCUGAUUUACGUUAAAAUAAACAGUUCCUGAAAUGCAUACCUGCGCUUCAUUUCAAAUAUUGAUGAAAAAAAUUUGAUUUGCGGACAAAAUUUUGUAUAUUAUAAAAGAAUAGAAUGUAUGCUUUCAAUUGGUUUGAGUAAUUGCUCUGGUUCCUUUCAAAGCGUGAAGUUACGAGCAUCUGAAAAAACAUCCAAACUUUGAACGCGAUUAUCUCGAAAUUGUAUAUUGGGACCAAGGAAGGUUUUGUGCUGGUUCGUAAAAUCACUGACGAUUUAUGAUGGACCCGUGUUCAGGAGGAAGGCCAUAUUGCCAUCGUGCACUCCUUUUAAUUGUCUUCCAGAGCCAACUUUUAUCAAAAGGAGUAAAGAGUUUCUCUUAUUGAACCAGCUGCAUUGAACCAAAGAUUCAAUAAGUAAUGUGGAUUUUAGGUUGUAUCUAUGCUCUACCUGUAUUAUGCAAAUUUGGUCUCAACAUAAUCAAGGGGAGGGGGGGGGGGUUGUGUAUGUGUAUUCUGACUCUGAUACACACUUGAUCUCGUACUCGGUCUCGAUCUCUACUCAAGAACUGGGCAUGACUGCUUGGCUUGGAGUCACAAUCACAACUCGGUGACUUUAUUCUCCACUAAACUAAAACAUGUUAUACAGUGUACAUGGUUACAUAAUAUUUUCUGAGUGGCAUGGUGAUAAUGGGGGUAUAGACCAGGGGCCCGUCUUCCAAAGAGUUACGAUUGAUCCAAUCAAUCGUAAGUCUAUGGAAAUCCAUCAGUGUCAUAAUUUUUUCCUCAGGAAAUUUGCACAAUGUCCUUUGUAAGCAAAGAGAAGCACAGUGAAUUUUCAAGAAAACAAUGAAUGCAUGAAUAUACAUCAUAGUUAGAACAUAUUUUGAACAAACAUGCAUAAUAGAUAUUGACAUUGCUGGCCGGCCAUAGUUGUGAUUGAUCGGAUCAAUCGCAACUCUUUGUAAGACUGGGCCCAGAUGGAUAGAACGAGGGGUUGUUUAUGAUGGGGGUAAUAUAGUAUGGUCAAUGUUUACACACUUGGUCUGGGGAUGGAAGGAAUGUCAUUAUCACCGUGGGACCAGAAGGUGUGGUGGUCAGGUUGGAGAACAUAAUGUAGUUUGCAAUUUGAUAAUACACACAUGAUUAUACAGACACAAUAUGGGGGAGAUAUGAAGGCCCCUUACAGGGUUAAUUUAGGAUUAAUUGAACAUCAGGUGAUUCUUGACAAAUUAAAAUAUUCCUCCCCUCGGGUAAAAAUUGACUUAAAUUUGUACAAUACUCCAUAAAUUGAAUAAAACAAAAAGAAGCUCUGAGAUGUAUGUAAUGAUGAAAGUUUAAUUUGUCUACAUGUGUAGAUGUACAAAAAAAUCUGACCCAUUGUGGGUAAAUGAAACAGCAGCUCAUAACAUUUCAUAUACUUGGUGUAUCUUGUAAUAUAUCAUAUUUACUCUAUAGGAUGCCCGAUUCCCAAAUUAACAAAUUGCAAGUAAUUCAAAACUCAGCAGCAUGGUUAGUUUCCUGUACUAAGAAACAUUUCCACAUCACGCAACUCUUCUUACCCCUAAGUCUAUAUCCAUCUUCAAAACAAACUUAUUAAAAGUGUAUUGAAUGACUUAGUGCCACUAUUAUAUGCAAUUUUCGCUCUUUUCUUAGCUUUUCUGUCUCCUUCAAAGAGCGCAUAGGGACGCAUUUUGCAAUGAUAUGCAUUAUUCAAGCACGUUGGUAUAAUAAUUAUUAUAAAAAAGAAACUAUAUACUGGAUGUAUAAAAGAGAGAAGCUAAACUUAUAUGUGCAUUCUAUUAAAAUCCAAAUAAUAUUUCACAAAA